AAGUCGUUCUAUCAGUCUGUGGAUGUUAUUACAUUUGCUAAACAAAACGUCGUUAAAUCUAAAAGGAGAAGGUCUAAGAGGUUUAUGGAAGUCGCCGGUGUGUAGAGGGGAUGCUGUACCGGCAGGACGUCGGCGCGGGCGAGUCGCAGUGGGUUUUCUGAAGGCUACGGCGCGUGCCGCAUGCCAACUCCGCCUCUGACCUCGCGCGACCCUAUUAAAACAAGAAAACAUCGCUGAUCGGACAUAUUGUCUCCAAUAUCCCCAACCAUGAAGUUCAUCUGUUCGUGUUUGUGUCUGGCGGUCGCGCUGGGCAGCGCCGCGGCUGCACCCGCCAACGGCUUCGUAUUCCCGGACGAGCGGCGGCGGGAGAAAAAACUGGAGCCAGUCAUCACACCUCCUGUUCUACCUUAUAUAGAACAUUUGGAGCGUGACCCUAGCACGCUGCUUCCCAACGAGACGAAGGGAAGAAACGUGCCGUCUGGUUCAGUCAAGCCUCGUUUUGGAUUCGGUGGCGGGUUUAACGUCGCACCCACCGGGCAUGGUGGUCUGACGGCUAGCAUAAGCAGCAGCGCCAACGGCCUCGGUUCCAGCCACUCGGCGUCCCAGUCAUUUUCGUUCGGAGGGUUUAACGAAGGAUUUAGUGCAUCGCAUUCAGCUAGCCAAGCCUCCUCAUUUAAUGGAUUUGGCAGCGGCUUCGGCGGCAGUCAGGCGAGCAGCCAAGCGGCCUCGUUCGGCGGUUCCGGCGGUUCCCAGUCCGGCGCGGCGUCGUCUGCUUCGGCGUUCGGCGGUCACGGCGGCUCUGGCAGUCAGAGCGCCUCGCAGGCCUUUGGCAUCAACGGCCUAAACUCCCUUGGCGGAUUCCAGCCUCAUGAGGCAACCUUUGGCGAGGGUCUAUUGGACGUAAGGCACCGAGGGAUUCCCGAAUUCCCCUUCCCAGAAUUUAUUGGCAGAAAUGGGAGAGGCAAAGGCAUAAGCGCUGCCAGCUUUAGAAAAUCGAGGCCUCUGAGUACCGAUAGCGACGAUUUUCUGGCAGUUCUAGUCUCGAACAGUUAAACACAAAUAUAAGUAUUUAGGUCCUACGUAGUUAGCGAUUAAAGAUGACGAUCUUGCCAAGUUUAUGCAAGCUGGGGUAUUUAAAUAAGAUAUAUUUAGUCUUUAUAAUUAACGCUCGCAUAAAUUUGGCAAGAAUCGUUAAUAUAUCCUUACAUAACGACAAAUAUAAUAAAAAUACGAUUGUUGUUAUGUUCAGAGGGCCUAUUAGACAAGAUGCUAAUCGUUGGCGCCGUAGCGAACGAAACGAUAAUCCCUCUUUACCACUCUUCCAUAUUAGUGCGACAGAGAGACAUUAGCGUAUGGUUCGCUACGGUGCGAACGAUUGGCAUCUUGGCUAGGCACCCUAAUAAUUCCCAUAAUAGAAACAACACAUUGCGGGUCAGUGAGCAUGAGCAUGACAAUAAAAAUAACAAUCGAACUUUGGCCACGACCCC
This is a messenger RNA of Cydia splendana, 1487 nucleotides long. Its product is annotated as pupal cuticle protein 36-like. The transcript is spliced from 3 exons. NCBI's taxonomy places the organism in Eukaryota, Metazoa, Arthropoda, Insecta, Lepidoptera, Tortricidae. The record is from RefSeq and is a predicted model, not a curated record. The coding region runs from base 268 to 1053 and encodes 261 amino acids.